This is a messenger RNA of Anastrepha obliqua, 2797 nucleotides long. RefSeq names its product ubiquitin carboxyl-terminal hydrolase 5-like. Gene Ontology annotation, biological process: protein deubiquitination. Bases 166 to 2601 code for a protein of 811 amino acids. The record is from RefSeq and is a predicted model, not a curated record. NCBI's taxonomy places the organism in Eukaryota, Metazoa, Arthropoda, Insecta, Diptera, Tephritidae. Gene Ontology annotation, molecular function: cysteine-type deubiquitinase activity; protein binding; zinc ion binding. The transcript has 3 exons.
CUAAAUCCUAAAAUAAAACUUGCAUUGACGCAUAGGUUGUUAAAUUGCUGAUUAAUUGCUGUAAAAUAAUAUUUCUUGUAACUUUAGUCGUAAAACAAUAAUUGGACUUUAAAUUCAAUAAUAAACUUUAAAUAAAGAUAAACGUUCCAAGGUAUUAUCAAGGCAAUGGAACAGUUACAAAAGCAUUUGACGAAAAUUCGCGUACCAUGCGAUAAUGUACCCAUCUAUAAAGAUGAAUGUGUCUAUUCAUAUGAUACCCCGGAAACUCCGACUGGACUUUAUGUGAGUUUAAGUAGCUUUCUUGGCUUUGGUGAAGCAUAUGUCAAACGAUAUGCUGAAAAGACUGGAAAUGCAGUGUUCUUGCAUAUACAACGGAUUAAGACUCCCAAAGAAAGUACGGGCAGUGCAUGCGCUGAAGAAGGUGGGCCAGAGCGUAAAAUAACCCGAUUGGCUAUAGGCGUUGAGGGUGGUUAUAAUGAGGCAAUUGAAAAGAAAUUUGAAAUUAAGGACACUUUUAGUAUUGUGGUAAUGCCAGACAUUGAAAAGAAAUUGCCAUUCCCCGAUGAGCAAUUGCCUCUGCUUAUAACACAGUCGGUUGGGGCGGUGCUGGCACAGGAUUCAGCUUUGGCUCAAUUAGAAAAGAAAACACUAACAGGUACUUGGGAUGGCGAGGUACGACAAGUCUCCAAGUAUUCAGAUACCUUAAUUCAGCUAGAUAAUGGCAAAAAAAUACCGCCUUCAGGUUGGAAAUGCGAAAAAUGUGACUUAACAAACAACUUAUGGUUGAACCUAACUGAUGGUUCCAUACUUUGUGGACGUAAAUUUUUCGACGGUUCCGGUGGCAAUGAUCAUGCUGUGGAGUACUACCAAGAAAAAGGCUAUCCGUUGGCUGUUAAAUUGGGCACCAUUACUGCCGACGGUAAAUCUGAUGUUUUCUCAUAUCCAGAAGAUGACAUGGUUAUCGAUACAAAUCUGGAAAAACAUCUCACUCACUUCGGUAUAAAUAUGGCCGCCAUGAAAAAGAGUGAAAAAUCGAUGGUGGAAUUGGAGAUAGAAAUUAAUCAACGCAUUGGUGAAUGGUCCCUACUUACAGAAAGCGAUAGUGAGCUACAGCCACUAGCUGGUCAAGGUUACACGGGUAUGCGUAAUCUCGGCAAUUCGUGUUACAUCAACAGUGUAAUGCAGGUAAUAUUUACGCUGCCUGAUUUCAUCAAGCGAUACGUAGGACAGGGUGCUGAAAAAUAUUUCAACGCAUUUCCAUCAGACCCUGCAAAUGACUUCAACAUACAAAUGGCCAAGCUGGGAAAUGGCCUGUGGUCAGGGAAAUAUAGUAGCAUUUCGGAGAACUCGCUGGAUUCGGAGUGUACUGGUAUUUCGCCAACUAUGUUCAAAAACGUAAUUGGCAAAAAUCAUCCUGACUUUAGUACAAAGCAGCAGCAGGAUGCUUAUGAUUUUUAUUUACAUCUUAUCAAUAUAAUCGAACGAAACUCUCGUGGUGAAGCCAACCCAGUAGAAGCACUCACAAUCAAUUUGGAAGACCGUGUAGAGUGCAUGACUAGUAAAAAGGUAAAGUACACACACCGCAAUGACUAUUGCUUGCCCUUGGAAAUACCAUUGGAAAAAGCCACAAACUUAGACGAAGUCAAAGAAUAUUUGGAACGUAAAGCCGCAGAUGGUAAAAAUAAUAUCAGUGACAAAAACGUAGUGAGACACAAAGUGCCCCUACUAGCUUGUUUAGAACGUUUUUUCGCACCUGAAUUGCUUGAUCAAUUCUACUCAUCCGCUGCAAACUGUAUGACCACCGCCAAAAAGACCACACGACUUGAAAACAUGCCAGAUUUCCUGAUGUUGCAUUUGCGUAAGUUUACACUUGGCUCCGAUUGGGUACCAAAGAAGUUGGAUGUGUCGGUUGAUAUGCCAGACGAAUUAGAUCUCAGCAACUGGAAAGCCACGGGAAUGCAGCCGAAUGAGCAACCUCUACCUGAAACAGAAGACAAGCCAAAAUUUUCAUUUGAUGAAAAUUUAAUGGGCGAGCUGAUGCAAAUGGGAUUCCCUCUUGAAGCUUGCAAACGAGCGGUGUUUCACACCAAAAACAUUAGUCUAGAAGCAGCUUCAAAUUGGUUGAUGGAGCAUAUAGGCGAUGCGGAUAUAUCGGAGCCGUUUACUCUGCCUGUUGAUGGCAUUGGCGAUAGUAAAGCAAUUGAGUUUAUUGCUAAUCCUGAUAGUGUAGCUAUGCUAAUGAGCAUGGGUUUUGAGGAACGUCAGGCAACUAAGGCAUUGAAAGCUACCGAUGGCAACAUUGAGCGGGCAACAGAUUGGAUUUUCUCACAUGCCGACGAUAUGGACAUAGAUGAAACCCCACAAAGUCAUGCUGACGCUGAUACUGGUGUUGGAGAGCAGAGAACGUACCGCAAUGGUGUAGGCAAAUAUAAGCUCGUUGCCUUUAUCUCACAUAUGGGCACAUCGGCCCAAGUUGGACAUUACGUGUGCCACAUACAAAAGGAUGGACGAUGGGUGAUCUUCAACGAUAGUAAAGUAGCUCUUUCACAAAAUCCACCAAAAGAUCUUGGUUAUUUAUAUUUAUAUAAACGAUAUGAGUAACUUGGCAAAGUAGAUUUGGUUAGUUAAAAUAUGCGCAUUUCAAAUGAACUUGCCUUUAUUUCAAUAUUGAAUUCUUAAAGUAUAACACCUAGUUUUAAAUGCAAAGAACUGAAAAAUUUUAAUACUUCAAGAAAUAUAGCUUAUCGUCGGAAUUAAAUUAUGCCGUGAAGAAUAAAAUUUCAAUCGAGUAAAUUUA